Molecule: messenger RNA, 1242 nt
Organism: Chionomys nivalis (European snow vole)
Lineage: Eukaryota; Metazoa; Chordata; Mammalia; Rodentia; Cricetidae
Gene: Anks4b
Product: ankyrin repeat and sterile alpha motif domain containing 4B
Exons: 2
Coding region: 1-1242 (413 amino acids)
Biological process (GO): brush border assembly
Molecular function (GO): protein binding
Source: RefSeq, a predicted model, not a curated record
AUGGCUACCCGCUAUCACCAAGCAGCGAGCGACAGCUACCUGGAACUCCUGAAGGAGGCCACCAAGCGCGAUCUCAAUCUGUCGGAUGAUGAUGGCAUGACACCCACGCUCCUGGCAGCCUACCACGGCAACCUUGAGGCCCUGGAAAUAAUCUGCAGCAGAGGUGGGGACCCUGACAAGUGUGACAUCUGGGGAAAUACUCCUCUACAUUAUGCCGCCUCCAAUGGCCACACCCACUGCAUCUCAUUCCUGGUCAACUUCGGUGCCAACAUCUUUGCCCUGGAUAAUGACUUAAAGUCUCCACUGGAUGCUGCUGCCAGCAGGGAGCAGAAAGAAUGUGUUGCUCUCCUGGAUAAGGCUGCCACCAUACAGAACACCACGAACCCCAAGAAGGUCGCCCGACUGAAGGAGCAGGCUCUGAGGAACGCCAGGAGGCAGAUGAGAGAAUGCGAGCGACUUCAGGAGAAGCACCAAAGCAAGAUGGCACGCAACUAUAGCAAGGAGGACUCUGGAACUUUUUCUUCUUCCCACGGCGCCUUCUCUGGGUCAUCCCUUUCCAAAGCUUCUACCGGGGGAUUUGGGUCACUGUCUAAAGGGAUUAAAGAUACCUUCAAGUUAAAAUUUAAGAAGAACAAAGAUACAGCAGAGCAGGUGGGGCAGGAAGACAGAAACGGGCAGAGGCAUGUAAUGGAAGUGUUCAGAGAGGAGGAGGAAGACUCAUUUCCAGAUGACUUCGGAGAGAAGCUCAGUUUCUCAGCAGGGAAGGCCAGCGAUGUACAGCACGAGUCUAUUCUCAACCGUCCAGGGCUAGGGAGUAUUGUUCUUAGAAGGAACAGAGUACUGGACCUCGAGGACAUCUCAGACAGCAAGAGGGAGUUGGGGUUUAAAAUGCCCAGUGAGCUGUUCGAAAGACAAGGGGCAGCUGAUGAAGAGGAGGAUGAAGAGGGAGAGGGAGAUGGCACUGCAGGUGACCUUCCCUGGGAUGAUGAUGAAGUCGAAUGGGAGGAGGAUGUGGCUGAUGCCACUCCCCUGGAAGUGUUCCUGCGGGCUCAGCACCUAGAGGACUUCCUCCCCGUUUUCAUGAGAGAGCAGAUUGAUCUAGAAGCCCUGCUGCUUUGCUCCGAUGAGGACCUUCAGAAUAUUCACAUGCAAUUGGGCCCCAGAAAGAAAGUCCUUCAUGCCAUAGACAAGAGGAAGCAGGCGCUCCGACAGCCUGGGCAGCUGGUGGACACCAGCCUCUGA